AUUGAUUAAGAGCAAAUAAGAAGAAGAAAAAAAGAAUUAAAAAAACGAGUCAAGGCGUUUAAGAUUCCAAUCCACAUCGGGGGCAAGAAGAAAUUGAAAAUUAAGACUCCAACUGUAAAGCAAAAUUUUGAAACAAUCCCAGUUAAGAAGGGAUUGCAAGAAGUGACGAUGGAAGGCGAAGGGAGGGGCGAAGUGGGGAAAUCAUUGGGAUUGCUGAUUUGUGGUACCUUGGUGUACUACCACUGUGCCUUUCGCAAUUCAACCAUUCUCUCUCUCUUCUCCGAUGUCUUAAUCGUUCUCCUUUGCUCUCUUGCUAUUCUCGGCCUCCUCUUUCGUCAAAUGAACAUCUCGGUUCCAGUAGAUCCACUUGAGUGGCAGAUCUCACAGGAUGCUGCUAAUAGCAUUUUUGCAUGGUUAGCUAAUACUGUUGGGGCAGCUGAGUCAGUUCUAAGGGUUGCAGCAACUGGACACGACAAAAGACUAUUUUUUGGGGUCGUUGUUUGUCUUUACAUACUGUCAGCCAUUGGACGAUUGGUCUCUGGUGCUACAGUUGCUUAUGCAGGAUUAUGCUUGUUCUGCCUAUACAUGCUUGCGAAAAACUCACAGUCAAUCAGAACAUGUGUUCCUCAGUUACAAAGGCAAAGAAAUGGCACCAUUGUCGAUGACGAUAAUAUGUAAUUGCAAGUGCAGUUUGA
Messenger RNA from Hibiscus syriacus, 695 nucleotides. RefSeq names its product reticulon-like protein B22. The transcript is spliced from 4 exons. NCBI's taxonomy places the organism in Eukaryota, Viridiplantae, Streptophyta, Magnoliopsida, Malvales, Malvaceae. The record is from RefSeq and is a predicted model, not a curated record. The coding region runs from base 169 to 678 and encodes 169 amino acids.